Molecule: messenger RNA, 4073 nt
Organism: Artibeus jamaicensis (Jamaican fruit-eating bat)
Lineage: Eukaryota; Metazoa; Chordata; Mammalia; Chiroptera; Phyllostomidae
Gene: HAS2
Product: hyaluronan synthase 2
Exons: 4
Coding region: 562-2220 (552 amino acids)
Biological process (GO): extracellular matrix assembly; hyaluronan biosynthetic process
Molecular function (GO): hyaluronan synthase activity
Source: RefSeq, a predicted model, not a curated record
UGGAGGAGGCAGAAAGGCAACAACUGCGAGGAAGGAGAAGUCAGCACGUCUGGAAAGAAUUACCCAGUCCUGGCUUCCAGCAGCCCAUUGAACCAGGGACUUGAACCAGCCCCGGCCAAAGACUUUCUCCCGAUUCUGCGCUUCCAGGCUUCUGUUGCGUCUUCACCGGGCUUUUUUUUUUUUUUUUUAAAUUUUAAUACGAAAAAGUGAAGAGACUUUCCGAUAUCGGGGGAGAAGGACUGGAGCAAACGAAAUAAAAAUAAAAAUAAAUUAAUUUAUUUUUAAAGUACAAAUUUUUCUUUUAAGAAUCAGGAGACUUAAGUGCAACGGAAAUAUCAGAGGAUAGUGGCGAAAUUUACUUUUGAAGUGGGGGAGAACCAAACCUUUAGACUCCCCCCCAUCCUUUUUUAAAUGUUGUUUUUAAAUUUUUUAUUUUUCUUGGCCGGCCGUCUCAAAUUCAUCUGAUUUCUUAUUACCUCAAUUUUGGAAACCACCCGCCACCGGCCCUCCGGGACCACACGUACAGGCUGCGGACAACUUCAUGACCAAGAGCUGAACAAGAUGCAUUGUGAGAGGUUUCUAUGUAUCCUGAGAAUAAUUGGAACCACACUUUUUGGAGUCUCUCUCCUCCUUGGAAUCACAGCUGCUUAUAUUGUUGGCUACCAGUUUAUCCAAACAGAUAAUUACUACUUCUCUUUUGGACUGUAUGGUGCCUUUUUAGCAUCACACCUCAUCAUCCAAAGCCUAUUUGCCUUUUUGGAGCACCGAAAAAUGAAAAAAUCCCUAGAAACCCCCAUUAAAUUGAACAAGACUGUUGCUCUUUGCAUCGCUGCGUAUCAAGAAGAUCCAGACUACUUACGGAAAUGUUUGCAAUCUGUGAAAAGGCUCACCUACCCUGGGAUUAAAGUCGUCAUGGUCAUAGAUGGGAACUCGGAAGAUGAUCUUUACAUGAUGGACAUCUUCAGCGAAGUCAUGGGCAGGGACAAAUCAGCCACUUACAUCUGGAAGAACAACUUUCACCAGAAGGGGCCCGGGGAGACGGAGGAGUCACAUAAAGAAAGCUCCCAACAUGUCACCCAGUUGGUCUUGUCCAACAAAAGUAUUUGCAUCAUGCAAAAAUGGGGUGGAAAAAGAGAAGUCAUGUACACGGCCUUCAGAGCGCUGGGACGAAGUGUGGAUUAUGUGCAGGUGUGUGAUUCAGACACCAUGCUUGACCCAGCCUCUUCUGUGGAGAUGGUGAAAGUUUUAGAAGAAGACCCCAUGGUUGGGGGUGUUGGGGGAGAUGUCCAGAUUUUAAACAAGUAUGAUUCCUGGAUCUCCUUCCUCAGCAGUGUGAGAUACUGGAUGGCUUUUAACAUAGAAAGGGCCUGUCAGUCUUAUUUUGGGUGUGUCCAGUGCAUUAGUGGACCUCUGGGAAUGUACAGGAACUCCUUGCUGCAUGAAUUUGUGGAAGACUGGUACAAUCAGGAAUUUAUGGGCAGCCAGUGCAGUUUCGGUGAUGACCGGCAUCUUACGAACCGAGUGCUGAGUCUGGGCUAUUUAACAAAAUACACAGCUCGAUCCAAGUGCCUUACGGAAACACCUGUAGAAUAUCUCAGAUGGUUAAACCAGCAGACACGCUGGAGCAAGUCGUAUUUCCGAGAGUGGCUGUACAAUGCCAUGUGGUUUCAUAAACAUCACUUGUGGAUGACCUACGAAGCGGUUAUCACUGGAUUCUUCCCUUUCUUUCUUAUUGCCACAGUAAUCCAGCUCUUCUACCGCGGCAAAAUUUGGAACAUCCUCCUCUUCUUGUUAACUGUCCAGUUAGUGGGUCUCAUCAAAUCAUCCUUUGCCAGCUGCCUUAGAGGAAAUAUCGUCAUGGUGUUCAUGUCCCUCUACUCAGUGUUGUACAUGUCAAGUUUACUUCCCGCCAAGAUGUUUGCAAUUGCUACGAUAAACAAGGCUGGGUGGGGCACAUCUGGAAGGAAAACGAUUGUUGUUAAUUUCAUAGGACUCAUUCCAGUCUCAGUUUGGUUUACAAUCCUCCUGGGUGGUGUGAUUUUCACCAUUUAUAAGGAAUCUAAAAAGCCAUUCUCAGAAUCCAAACAGACAGUCCUGAUUGUUGGAACAUUGCUCUAUGUAUGCUAUUGGGUUAUGCUUUUGACUCUGUACGUGGUUCUCAUCAGCAAGUGUGGCAGGCGGAAGAAGGGACAACAGUACGACAUGGUGCUUGAUGUAUAAUCUUACAUUGUUGGAUGUUUGCAACCACACGUGCAGACACAAAACCUUAGUUCCUCUAGGGACUCUCUAGUAUUGUGGCAUGAGAUAAUGAAUUGCCACCACAGGAGACAUAUCACUGCUGCUGGGACUUGAACAAAGACAUUUCUAUGGGUUUUUUAAAAUUCUGCCAAAGUAAAAUGAUACAUCAACAAGAAACUCAGAUUUAACUUGUUAUUUCUAUGAAAAUGGGAAGACUUCUUUGUUUAUGCACUUUUUCCUUUACUGUACAUCCACCUAACAGUGUUUGCCCUAUAUACCUCACUAGCCAUGCUUUAUGUGGGUUAUUGUGGAAGAAAAGGAUUUUGGAAACUCAAGGAAAAGUUCUUACAACGUAUACAACCUAACUUAUGGACUGUGUUGUUAGCUAAUUUUUUUUUUUUUAGAAAGACUACCCAUUUUCUGUUUCAGACUACCAAAUGAAAUGCCAAAGGAAAUUUUAAAGGCCGUUGGCUAUGCUGUAAUUUUAUAUAAUUGUACUGUGUUUUAAAAUUUUGUAUGCCAAUUUUUUAAAACAAAUUUUGCAUAUUCUAUAUUUUACUUCUGCCAAAAUACACCUGUUUUCUUCCUUUUAAAAAAAAUUAAAUAAAAUAGGUUCUGAAAAAAAAUUCAAACUUAUAAAACCUGCCCAAAAUGUGAAGCGUGGUUGACUGAUGUUGUUCAUGAUAGAAAGAAUAAGUGUUUCUUUCUUCUCUACCUUAACAAAUUAAACAGUUUAUUUCUGUGAAACGUAUUUAAACAUCCAAUAUACUAACUUUCCUUCAUUUCUUUUUGUAAAGGCCAAUAUACCUGUCACAUUUCAGGAGUAAAAAUACAUAAUUAUGUGUACAAAAAAGUAAAUUGAAAGUCAAGGCCAAAGGGUAGAAAAGUGCAAUUUUUUUCAUAAGAAAAGGGAAAGCUAGUCCUCAAGAAAGCACCGGGCAUCCAGCACUGGACAGAACACAUUUAUCAAAGAUGAAUAACCGUUGGAGAUUCUGGCAGUGUUUUCUCAGGCUGAGGAAAAUGAGAAGUAGAAAAAAUUAUCUGUAUAAUUUGGAUAAAUGCAACACAGUUCCUCACAUUCCGUUCUGUGGCCUGAAUUCACCUGAUCCUAUUGAUAUAUUGAUCCUAUCAAAACUGUCUUUCCAGCUUGCCAGUUCACUUUCUGUGUCAGUAUGAAGUUCUUAUGAUCAAGUUGGAUCAAGUAUGAUAAAGAGAAAGCACACAGAUUCAAACCGUGUGCUCUUACUUUCUAGUGAGGCUUUUUCCUGAAUUCUACAGAUAAUUCAUCUUUUCUGUUGGCCAACAUAAAUAUGUUUACAUAGGAGAAAUGCUAUCAAGGUUUAAUAAGUAUCAAGAAUUGGCACAUAAAAAAUAAUGAGUCAGGUACCUGUAGUCUAGCUAAUUUUGCUUCUCCAGAUCCUUGGUUAUCCAGUCUGACUUGACAUGACCCAUCUUGCCUUGUAGCUGGUGCUGUGUAGACAGACCUAUGUUAAAAACACAGUUGAACACAUGAAUAGUUGCAUAGAAAGUAUUGUGAGGAAGCAAAGUCAUGUGGAAAAGCCUUCAUGUGCUUCCUGCCUUUCUGCUGCUUCAUGCAGACAUCUCUUGGUCCAUCCUAAGAAAAAGCACAUUCUACCUUCGGAACACAGCAAGGUACAUAACGCUCUGCCACUCCGACUCACUGAUUGGACAGCUUGUGGGAAACCGACACCAUGCCAAUAAAUGAGACUAAAACUUGAGUUUGCCUUUUUAACUAUUUAUGUUCUAAGUUAAACUUUGAUAACAUUCAAAUGUCAAAUUCUCUCAUUCUUAAAAAAGAUUGAAUUAAUUGCCUG